Messenger RNA from Paramecium sonneborni, 847 nucleotides. The record is from the annotation of a GenBank genome assembly. NCBI's taxonomy places the organism in Eukaryota, Ciliophora, Oligohymenophorea, Peniculida, Parameciidae.
CGAAUGCAGUAUAGAGUUUAAUUGCAGUAGAUUAAUUAGGAUCCAAAUGUUAUUCCAAUCUCGAUUAUGUAAUCUCUCAAGGGUUUGAGCAAGUAUUUUAAAUAGAAAAAAGGUACAUAAAUGUAAAGAUCUUGUACAUCAUUAUCUCCAAAACAGAACAUUACUCGAAAGAACUCUAAUUAAGUUGAAAAUCAACUUUUAAAUUUUGUUAAUAGUAAUGAGAAUAGAUCAGUUCCAAAUUUGUUUGAAAAUGUCUAAAAAAAGAAUAUAAAUGCUACUCUCAACCAAAAACCAUCAAAAGGGAGAAGUUCAUCAAUUAUGAUGAAUAAUUUAAGUUAGGAAGAUUGGAAAUAGAAAUAUUUAUAAUUAAAGGAUACUUUGAAUCAACGUAUCGCUUCCUUAGAAUAAGAAUUAGAAAGAAUUUAUGCUAUUGAAAAUAAUGCAACUAGCAUUAUUGAUUCUUUAAAUCAUUAGAUUAAUUAAUAAAACUUAUAAUUAGAAGCUUAUAGAAAUAGAGUAAGAGAAAUUGAAAUAGAUUUAGAAAAUAAGAAUUAAUAAAUAAAAAAGAUGACUAUUGAUAACAAUUAAUUCUAGAUAAUAAUAAAUGAGAAGAAUAACUAAAUAGAUUAAUGGAGAUAAGAUUUAAGAACUCCAAAAUAACCAUUUCUAACCACAGCAAUGAAAUAAAUUUAAUAAAUCUUUGAAUAAUUGGAGGUAUUACAAUUCAUUCAUAAAUAUAUAGAACUCAUAAACAAAUUAUAAAAUUCAUACACCAUUAAGUCAAAAUUUAUCAAUAUCAUCGUCAUCGAUGGUAGAAAUGAUAAAUGAAAUGAAAGAGUCUUCUUGA